CUCCACCUCCUCCUCCUCCCCCCACACGCCGCGCUCGCCCCUCAUCUCUCUCUCUCUCUCUCUCUCUCUCUCUCUCUCUCCUCCUCCCGCUCCAAACUCCCGCGGAAGGGGAAAGGCAAGCAAAACCCCCCGCGACCCCCGUGCGCUCGCGCCGUCCGCGCGCCCCGGAGGAGAUCCCGCGAUCCGGCUCCCGGUGCCGCGGAGGUCGAAGAGGCGGCGGGUUGAAGAAGGGCCUCUCCGCGGCGGCUCGGGGGGGUCUUCGCGCGCUGCCUUCUAGGCGGCGCUCUCGAGGUACAUAUUUGUUACUUCAGUGAGCUGAUUUCCUGAGGUCCACAUUGAUGUGGUUUGUUCUGGGAUUUUCUAUUCUUCAUGGAUCCCCUUAAGAACGAAGUGAAGAAGGCUACUCUUGUUGAUGAGACUCUAAGACCACCAUUAGUUCCAUCAGAGAAGCACAAUGCUUUCCGUGGGAGGGAUGUUGCAUCCAGGUACAAAACUGGUCCGGCUGAUGCCACUAAAACAAGAAGAUGCACAUCACCAAGUCUUGGCCGGACAUCAGCAACUGAAGGCACACCAGCACCCAAAAGAGCGCAAUCAGCAGAUAGAAGAAGACCGUCAACACCUUCAACUCCUACCUCUAGGGUGUCAACACCCUCAACACCUACGCCAAGGUCCAUUACACCAGUUCGUGAUACUGCCAGAGACUUACACAAGAAUUCCAAGCGUAUAGCAAGCACAAAGGCUCCUGAUGGCUUGUGGCCAGCGAUGCGUAACUUGUCUUCCUCCUUCCAGUCAGAAUCUGUGUCUACACCUGCUACUAGAAAAGAUAAGGUAAUCUCUGCCUCGUCGUUGGAUUGUACCAAGGGUCAGGGAAGUGUGCUAACCGAGAGGAAGAGAAGUCCUUUCAGAAGGAAAAACACUGGUGAACAAUGUGAAAAUGCCCAACCUUCAGAAGAACCCCCUAAGAGGGUAAUUGAGCAACACAGAUGGCCAGCCAUGAUAGGUGGGCAGGUGCCAAAGAAUCUCAUGUCAAGAAGUAUUGACCUUUCUGGCAAAACUACCAGACCAGUCCCUUCGGCAAAUACUUCAAGAGGCAUUUCUCCAAGGAAGACCCCUUCUGUUGAAUCUUCAGACAAAGGGUUGAGUCCAUCAUUGGAUGAAGUGGCAAGAAGUUUGGCUAUUCAGGCAAGCAGAAGAGAUGGUAAGGCAGAUUCACAGAAAACAGAGAGAUCUAAAUCUGUGAGCCGACCAAACAGAACAGCUACUUUUCCUGUUCCAGUUCUACAGCGUUCAUCGUCACCAAACAAGGCAUUGCCAGCUGCAUCCUCAACUUCCAGGGCCUUUCAGAGCCCAUCUCGGACAAGGCCUUCAACACCCUGUCGGUCACAAAGUGCUGGAGCUAUUCAACCUAGUGUUACAUCUCCUCUUAUUAAUUACAUGGUUGAUGCGAGAAAAGGAAAGAAAAAUGCCAGCCAAAUCGAAUACAUCCACCAACUGCGUUUAUUGUACAAUAGACAUUUGCAGUGGCUCUUUAUAAAUGCUAAUGCAGAAGAUACUCUAUCUUUUCAAAAGGUCACUGUUGAGAAUGCCAUUUAUAAUGUUUGGAGGAAUACCAUAGAUCUGCGGGAUUCUGUUAAUGUGAGAAGAAUAAUGGUGCAACACCUUCAGCAAGAACUCAGGCUGUACAACAUUCUGAAAGAACAGAUUGCUUACCUUGAACAGUGGCCGACACUAGAAAGGGAGAACAGUAUCUCUUUAUUUGGGGCAACUGAGGCUCUGAAAGCAAGCACACUGCGCUUGCCAGUUACAUCGGGAGCUAAGGCUGAUGCAAUUGCUCUUAAGAAUGCUGUAAGCUCAGCUGUUGAUGUCAUGCAAGGUUUGGGUUCAUCUGUUUGCUGCAUGUUUUCAAAGAUCACAGACCGGGAAUCCUUGGUUUCAGAACUUUCUGUGAUAGCAGGACAAGAAAAGGUCAUGCUAGAUGAAUGCAGAGAACUCUUGGCUACAGCUGCAAAACUGCAGGUGCAUGAGUCCAGCAUACGGACACAUCUUAUGCAACAGAGACACAGGCUUCAUGACAUGAAUUAAGAAGUUGAUCAAGAUGUAAAAGCCCCAGGCCAUGCCAUCGAACAGGUACAACUGUGCAAAGUUGAACCUGCAACUUAAGAUAUCAUGCAAACUGCAACAAAAAAGGAAUCUGUACAGAUGAAACAAUAGGAACAAAACAAUUGUUGAACAUCCCCUGGAGAUCAUGGUGUGAUGCUGUGCAGCUAACUACCUGAAGUGCGUAGAUAUGAUAGGUUUACUUAAAAGACCUCAUCAUAUGUAAAUCAUUUUCACCAUAUAGUGCACUCCCAGCAUUUCUAGUCCUUUUCUUAUUUUUGUUCCUUGUAUAGAGUAGAGCCCUCUUCUUUCCCAUUGUAAUUUUUUGACAUUUGGAAAGAAAUACAUAGAUGAAAUGGAUGGGCAAAGGUGGAGAUCAGAAAAUUUGUUUCAGUUGUCCUUUUUAGAAA
Messenger RNA from Setaria italica (foxtail millet), 2507 nucleotides. Its product is annotated as AUGMIN subunit 8. Gene Ontology annotation, molecular function: microtubule binding. The transcript is spliced from 7 exons. NCBI's taxonomy places the organism in Eukaryota, Viridiplantae, Streptophyta, Magnoliopsida, Poales, Poaceae. The record is from RefSeq and is a predicted model, not a curated record. Bases 370 to 2082 code for a protein of 570 amino acids. Gene Ontology annotation, cellular component: centrosome; nuclear microtubule; cytoplasm. Gene Ontology annotation, biological process: spindle assembly; centrosome cycle.